UAGCUUAUAGACAAUUCGUUAUAUGCCCGGCGGGAAUGCGAGCUUGCAUUGCAUAUUUGCAAUGGAGAGCUCUGCUUCCGGGGAUCGAAGCAAUCCACCACUUCUUCACUCCUAUGACCUCGAGACCGUCCUUUCCGACGCCGAUUUGCCAUGCUUGAAGCGCUUUACCAAAGCCUUAUGCCUCGAGUUAAAACUCCUCUCCAAAUUUGCAGGUCCUGCAGUUAUGGUGUACUUGAUCAACUAUGCGCUGUCUCUCUCCGCUCGUAUCUUUUCCGGUCAUCUUGGCAAUCUCGAGUUCGCCGCCUCCUCUCUCGGCAAUCAAGGCAUCCAGUUAUUCGCUUACGGUCUCCUCUUGGGCAUGGCGAGCGCCGUGGAAACGCUCUGCGGUCAGGCAUACGGCGCAGGUCGGUACGAAAUGCUCGGUGUGUAUUUGCAACGCGCCACCGUGGUGCUGAUGAUUUUCAGCCUCCCGAUCGCUGUGGUUUACGCGCUAUCGAGACAGCUCCUGCUUUUUAUCGGUGAAUCGGAGGAGGUUGCCACGCCGGCGUCGGUUUACGUGUACGGCCUGAUUCCGCAGGUAUUUGCGUACGCAGUGUAUUUUCCAACUCAGAAAUUUCUCCAGGCGCAGAGCGUCGUUGCACCGAGCGCGCUGAUUUCACUGGCGACGUUGGGAGUGCACCUGUUGGUCAGCUGGAUCGUUGUGUACAGGAUGGGGAUGGGAUUGCUGGGUGUGGCGUUGGUAGUGAGCCUGUCAUGGUGGAUAAUUGUUGCAGGGCAGUGCGUGUACGUCGUGAAAAGCCAAAAAUGUAAGGACACGUGGACUGGGUUCAAAUCGGAGGCUCUGACCGGUCUUUGGGAGUUUGUGAAGUUAUCUAUGGCUUCAGCGGUUAUGCUGUGCUUAGAGGCGUGGUACUUCCAGGUGCUCGUUUUGAUUGCCGGAUUGCUGGAGAACCCUGAGCUCUCCUUGGAUGCACUUACUGCGUGCAUGGCAGUCAAUGGGAUGUUGUUUGUGAUCUCAAUCGGAUUCAAUGCAGCCGCUAGUGUGAGAGUUGGGAACGAGAUAGGAGCAGGGCAUCCGAAAUCGGCAGCUUUCUCAGUAGUGGUAGUGAAUGUAGUGUCCUUCAUGGUGGCGGUGGCAGUGGCGAUCAUUGUAUUAUCGCAGCGACACGUCAUAAGUUACAUGUUCACCGGAGGGGAAAGAGUGGCCACCGCUGUGUCUGACCUUUGUCCAUUCCUAGCUGCAACCCUCAUUCUCAACGGCGUUCAACCAGUUUUGUCCGGGGUGGCCGUUGGCUGCGGGUGGCAGUCAUUUGUGGCAUACAUUAAUGUAGGAUGUUACUAUUUAGUGGGAAUUCCAUUAGGUUGCCUUCUCGGCUUCAAGUUCAACCUUGGUGUCAAGGGAAUUUGGUCGGGCAUGAUAGGAGGAACACUGAUGCAAACUCUAAUCUUGCUUUGGAGAACAUGCCGAACAGACUGGAAUAAAGAGGUGGAGAAGGCAAGGGAGCGUUUGGACAAGAGGGCAACCAGUAAAGAGCCUCUUCUCAAAGACUACAGCAAAGGCUAAAAAAGAAAUGAGGAGUCUCUGAUGAACGGUAAUAAACUAACACUAUAUCAAUCCAGUAUGAGUCCGUAAUGGUUUUUACAUUCUAGAUAUUAUUACUCGGUUAUUACUACAUUAAUAUUGCUUAUUGCAACCCCCUAGAUGCUCUCUCUCUCACAAAAAGUUAGGACUUGUACAUCAGUACUGUUCUGUCCUCAUCUUUACCUUUUGGUAUUGGAUUUGGCACAGGAUCACCGGAAUCGGCUUUUGCCAGUCCCAUCACCCAAUGUGAUAUAUAAUGUAUAUAUAUAUACACUACAUUUGAUGGGGCUGGGUGGGCUGAAAGAAAAUGGGGCUGGUGAUCCCCUCCCAUUGGAUUUACAGAUAAUUUGAGAAUACUCUCCGGGAUAUUAAGUUACUUCAAAUUACUACGAGCUUAUCUAGUGUGCAAUAG
Andrographis paniculata is the source of this 1994-nucleotide messenger RNA. RefSeq names its product protein DETOXIFICATION 40-like. The record is from RefSeq and is a predicted model, not a curated record. Gene Ontology annotation, biological process: xenobiotic detoxification by transmembrane export across the plasma membrane. Gene Ontology annotation, molecular function: xenobiotic transmembrane transporter activity; antiporter activity. The transcript is spliced from 7 exons. Gene Ontology annotation, cellular component: membrane. Lineage: Eukaryota; Viridiplantae; Streptophyta; Magnoliopsida; Lamiales; Acanthaceae. Bases 23 to 1564 code for a protein of 513 amino acids.